Molecule: messenger RNA, 1618 nt
Organism: Penaeus vannamei (Pacific white shrimp)
Lineage: Eukaryota; Metazoa; Arthropoda; Malacostraca; Decapoda; Penaeidae
Source: RefSeq, a predicted model, not a curated record
AGAGUACGGGGUUAUAAGCUUUCCGGAGGGCAGCUUAACCUCAAAGGGAGUGGAAGCCCUGGCCAAGAGGUUUUACGAGGAGAAGAUCAAGGUCAGAGAAGUGUUGAUGACCUGUGAUCUGGAGGGAGAUGUAGUUGCCUCAUUUUCUAUCCUCGUGGGAUGUCAUGUCGUACAGUGCCAGGGAGCCGAGAUUUGGACCAGGGAGCCAGCACCUACGCCGGAACCCGAAUACGAGGAUUACAUCUCGUUCAACGCAGCAGGAGGCGGUGUGUCCAACGAUCGGACACAGGAGACAGCGGCAGGGACCGAGGAGCACCUGUAUGAGACUUUCGUGCAGGUAGAUGGCUCCAUAGGAAGUGACCGCGAGGAGUCGAUCUAUGAGACCAUUUCAUACGAUCAUCAGCCGUUGCCCUUUGCGCCACAUAAAACUGAUUAUGUACCACUCGUACCGCCAAGGGCAACCAAACAACCACUACCUUUACCGCCAAGACCAAGACAACCGUUGCCGUCCAAAUACUAUAAUUUAUCAUCAGAAUUACAGCAAAGACCACCGAUGCCAAUACCAACCAAAUUACAACCAGAUUCCCUCUCAGGAUCUUUGCCACCAAAGCCAACACUGCGCCUUCCACCAAGACAGCCAUUGAAACCCUCGGUCAAAACCCGGCGUUUCAAGACGCCAAGACCGCCGAUGCCAUUGCCAUUAAAACCUCAGGAAACACAAGCACCUAAGUCCAGAAGGAAACCCCCGCACAGCAGCGCAAAUGCGUCAAAACCUCCCCAAGCGCAAGCCCCAAUGGCGUCGCAGCAGGUUAUGUAUCCAGCGCCUGUACACCCGUGGUCACCAGCGCAGCCACCACACACAGUGCAACUUCUUCCUCUAUGCACGUGGCCGCUAAUGGCUGAUCUGCAGUGGACUUCAUGGGGGAUGCCUAUACAAAGGCUAAUGCCUAUGGCACCCAUGUUACAACCAUGCAUCAGCUGGGGCAUGCAGUGGGGACCACCAGGAGGCUCGCUAUCUACAAUCACGGGACCAGCCUUACAACAUCCUGGUGUGCAGAUUUCGCCACCGCCAUCCGCGUCGAAUGGCUGGGGUGUUCAUGCGGAUCAGAAUGACGAAGAUUCUUUAUAUGAAAAUUUAGAUAACUGAAUCAGAAUGGCUUCACCAUCAAGCUGUGCUGUCCAUCAUCCAUACUAUGUUUUCCUAUGGUACAUUGUGCAGUUCAACACACUUUCUAUAUUGGUAAAAUGAUUGAUAGCUGCUAGGUAUUUAACUGAGCCCUUGCGUUCAGUUGAAUAACUUUUGCCGAUUUCGCUUGAAGUUCACGAAUCUUUAUUUGGUCUGGAAGUUUAUGGAGGCACAGGAACUAGGGUCGUGUUCUUUUUUGUUUAAUUCCUGGGUCAUCAGCUCAUAGGGGUGGGGAAUAAGUAAAGUUUUUUUAUUAUCUAAAUAAAAGAGUGCCAAUGUAUCUCCAAGCGAGUAUUGAGCGUAUGGAUGCUUCGCAAAUCCAAACCUUUUAGAAUAGCCAUUUCUUUGUUAAUCUUAUUUCUGAUUUCACCUAAAUGAGUGUAGACAUUGAUAGACAAUAUAAUGACUACAUUAAAUUUACCCUGAUCUAAA